Messenger RNA from Malurus melanocephalus (red-backed fairy wren), 966 nucleotides. RefSeq names its product paired box protein Pax-4-like. The record is from RefSeq and is a predicted model, not a curated record. The transcript has 6 exons. Lineage: Eukaryota; Metazoa; Chordata; Aves; Passeriformes; Maluridae. The annotation marks the transcript as partial. Gene Ontology annotation, biological process: anatomical structure development; regulation of transcription by RNA polymerase II. Gene Ontology annotation, molecular function: RNA polymerase II cis-regulatory region sequence-specific DNA binding; DNA-binding transcription factor activity, RNA polymerase II-specific.
CCCCGCACGGCCACCCCCGCCGUGGUGGCCACGAUCGCCCGGCUGAAGCGGGAGCAGCCCGGGCUCUUCGCCUGGGAGAUCCGGCGGCAGCUGCACACCGAGGGGAUCUGUGCCAGCGGAGGCAUCCCCAGCGUCUCCUCCAUCAACCGCGUGCUCAGGACCCUGCCCAGCGACCUCCGGCUGCCGGCCGAGCCCCGGGACCCGCGGCCACCGGUGUCCCCUCCGGCCGCKCCCGCCGUGCUCCCGGGGACCCAGGGCUCCGGUGCGGGCUGGCGGCUCCCGCUGGGCCCCCGGCACGGGAGCAGGAGCAGGAACAGGAACAGGAACAGGACCGUGUUCUCCAGGCAGCAGGCGGAGGCUCUGGAGGAAGAGUUCCAGAGGGGACAGUACCCGGACACGGCCACCCGGGAGAGAUUGGCCGCGGCCACCCAGCUCCCGGACACCACCAUCAGGGUCUGGUUCUCGAACCGCCGGGCCAAGUGGCGACGGGAGAACAAACGGCAGCUGGAGGCUGGCGGGGCAGCCCCUCCCGGACACCCCCGCGGGCUCGGCGCAGCCCCUCCACGGUCACGGCCACGGUCACGGUCACGGUCACGGUCACGGUCACGGUCACGGUCACGGUCACGGUCACGGUCACGGUCACGGCCUCGCCACCUCCCCGUGCGCCCCGGCCCCGCUGCACCUCUGCGCCUCCGGCCCCUGCGCCUGGGACGACGCUUGCUGCGGUACCUGGGGCCGGGACCCCGGCACGGGCAGGGCGGGAGCUGCCGGCGGCUGCGGGACCCCGGGGUCCCCUGGGUGUCCCCCGCCCCGGGGGCGAUGCCUGAGCCCCGUGUCCGUCCCGCAGGUCUGGUUCCCGGCGGGACCCCCUCUCCCGCACCCUGGCAGCCCCUGGAGAGCCCCCGCUUCGCCCUGCUGCCCCCCGGGCUCACCCCGCUGCCAGCCUGGGGUCCGGAGCCCCGCUGA